This is a messenger RNA of Anopheles gambiae (African malaria mosquito), 1379 nucleotides long. Its product is annotated as alcohol dehydrogenase 1. The coding region runs from base 378 to 1301 and encodes 307 amino acids. Gene Ontology annotation, molecular function: oxidoreductase activity, acting on the CH-OH group of donors, NAD or NADP as acceptor. The record is from RefSeq and is a predicted model, not a curated record. The transcript is spliced from 5 exons. Gene Ontology annotation, cellular component: cytoplasm. NCBI's taxonomy places the organism in Eukaryota, Metazoa, Arthropoda, Insecta, Diptera, Culicidae.
CUGUGUGUUAAAGCAGAAUGCUGCAGUUAAGAGUUGGCGACUCCUUAUUACAGACUCAGAUGAGCAGUAUCUUUUAACCAUAAUAGAGAUACCAGGAUACGAUUCAGUCUAUUGUUAACGACUGUAGUUUUGCGUGUUGCCUGUUUAAACCCGUUUUAGAACUUCGUUGGCGCCCCUCCCCCCCACUAUUAUCCUAGGUUGUGAGCAAAGAGUAGUACUGCAGUUAUGUGAGUGCUUAUCAAAUGCGCGUGUACCUAAACCAAGUCAGCGUAGCAAUUAAUUAGCGCGGUUCACCUUGCUGCGGAACCACCGGGGUAUGCGGUUAGGAAUGGUGGCGUGGUGUAUAGGUAGUUACUGUACUGUACCAACAAAAUAAAAUGUGCAUCUCAGAUGGAGCAUGCAUUCAUCAUUCACCGUUCGUAGCAGUUGCACCGUCCUAUCCGAUUACAGCCGCGGAAGUGGAAGUGAAGGUGAAAAAAACGACAAUCAAUUGCCAGUGCAGCAGUUCAACCGAUCUCAGCAUGUCUCUGGCGGGUCAAAGUGCGGUCGUUUUUGGUGGCUGCGGUGGCAUGGGAAUGGCAAUAGGGCAGCAUCUGCUCAGGCAGGGAGUGAAGAAACUGUGCAUCGUUGAUGUGGUGGAGCUGACCGAUUCCAAUCUGUCGUGUUUGAAAGAAAGCGGUCGCGAUGCGCUGAUACUCUGCAAAAUCUGCGACAUCUCGAAUCGUGCGGCGUUGAAGCAGCUGCUGGAGCGGGACAUCAGCGAGGCGCUGGGCUCGAUCGAUAUCUUGGUGAAUUCGGCCGGCAUCGUUGAGAGUGAAGUGCCCGAUAAACUGAUCGGCGUUAAUUUGACGGGAGUGAUCAACUCAUGCCUCAUUGCGCUGAACUUGAUGUCCCGGGCGAAGGGUGGCAAGGGUGGCGUUAUAGUGAAUGUGGCAUCAACAGCAGGGCUAGAACCGAUCCCAUUUCUUCCCACCUAUUGUGCAUCGAAGCACGGCUUAAUUGGGUUCACACGAUCGCUGGGGGUUGAACCUGUGUACAGCGAAACUGGCGUCAAGUUUAUCAUCAUCUGUCCGGGUGGGACGCGUACUCGGAUGUUUGAAAACUGCCGCUCACUGUCGAUUGAGAUCGAGGUGUUGCAAACGAUGUUUCGCGAAUUUAAACAUCCGUAUGCGCCGCAAAGCCCUGAUGUCGUUGGAGCUUGCAUAGUGCAGGCCAUCGUUGAGGGAGACAACGGGUCGACUUGGAUCUGUAACGAUGGUAAAAUCGAAAUUCAUUCCUACCCAGCGUCCCGGUUUUUGUGAGUAUGUGUGUUGCAUAAGAGUACAGAAAGGAUAUUCCAAAUACAUUAUAUUGAGGCAAAAUAAAUGUGGAUAUUGGUA